Rattus rattus (black rat) is the source of this 633-nucleotide messenger RNA. Its product is annotated as gamma-glutamylaminecyclotransferase-like. NCBI's taxonomy places the organism in Eukaryota, Metazoa, Chordata, Mammalia, Rodentia, Muridae. The record is from RefSeq and is a predicted model, not a curated record. The transcript has a single exon. Gene Ontology annotation, molecular function: gamma-glutamylaminecyclotransferase activity. The coding region runs from base 199 to 633 and encodes 144 amino acids.
GCCUGGACCAUUCAGUCCUCCUGACUUGGGUUCUCAAGUGCUGUGGCUCAGACAUGCCUUACCACACCAGGUGUGUGUUCUUGUGUCUACCCCACACUGGCUCCUGCUGCUUGAGUAACACUAGGCAGGGACAAGUUGCUUCCUGAAGGAUCCGUGUGUAUUGUUCAAAACACAAUCAGAAAAAGUGUCUGCAGACAGAUGGCCCACAUCUUCGUGUAUGGCACCCCGAAGUGGGGCCAACCCAACCACAAAGUCACGCUGGACCAGUCACAUGGCUUAGCCGCCUUCCGAGGCCGAGGCUGCACAGUUGAGUCCGCGGGCGAGCACAACAUACCUUGGCUGCUGGACCUGCCAGGCAAGGGCCAUUGCGUGGCAGGUGAGAUCUAUGAGGUGGCUGAGCAGAUGUUGUGCUUCCUGGAUGACUUCGAAGGCUGUCCCAGCAUGUACCAGCGUACAGCCCUGCAGGUGCGAGUGCUGGAGUGGGAGGGUGCUGGAGGCCCUGGGGACAGCGUUCAGUGCUUCGUGUACAAUACAGCCACCUAUGCACCCAAAUGGCUGUUUCUUCCCUACCAUAAAAGCUAUGAUUCUGAGGGCCCACACAGGCUAUGCUACAACCCCCGGGAAAACAGAUGA